Molecule: messenger RNA, 19686 nt
Organism: Coregonus sp. 'balchen'
Lineage: Eukaryota; Metazoa; Chordata; Actinopteri; Salmoniformes; Salmonidae
Source: the annotation of a GenBank genome assembly
CGGAUUUUCUGAAAAAGGGUUCGGAGCUGCAAACCAUAGCUAAAUCAGUUAAAAUAAAUCUACAAAUGAAUAUAUACUGUAAUUAGUUAGGUUGGCAAACGAACCACUGUCAAACAUUUAAAUAGUAUUUGUUUGUUUUGAAUUAUUUUUUACUUUCUCCGGUUGCUGUUUAACGACCGUAUUGGUAACUUUAAAAAGGUAAGAGCGCUAUGCUAGGCUAAUCAACUUGGCUCGCUAGCAUUAGCUAACUAUUAAAUCAACAAAAUGCACCGAAUUGGCUGAUUGCCAGCUGUAUAAAAAUAGUUUAAAAUAACACAUAUUUCGCAGAAUCUGCUGCAUGUGUUGUUUUUGGUUCUGAUAUGUAAUUGGCUAGCAAGCUAUCGGGUAAGAUCUCAGACCGGGUAGGUAACUUUGGCUGGAACGGUCUAGCAGCUAGCAAUGCUAACUAGCCUGCAUGCCAGCAAGUUGUUAUUACAUUUCGAUGACUACCGUUUGCUCUCUUUGAGUUUUAAAGAAGAAGCGUUACGUAGCUUUAUUGGCUGUUGACACUAUGCAAUCAAUCAAUUGGCUAAAUGUUUGGAUUCAAAUACCAGGCUUGAUCUUCCUCUCAUCUCAUUGUAUCUUAUCUCCUGGACCGAAGGCUGGUUCAAAGAUUAAGAAAUGGCAGCAACUUUCCUCCACUACACACAAGGAGUUUUGAACUGAUGAGAACAACCCUGCACUGUAAAAAAAAAAAAAAAAAAGCUAUUUUUACAGUAACAUACUGGCAGCCAGUUACCUGAAAGUUACUGUAAACAUAUAGUACAGUAUGUUACCCUAAAUUCCAAAUAAACUUUGGGUUAACAGUACAGUAAAUUCCAAAGAAACUUUGGUUUAACAGUACAGUACUGUUAAACCAACGUUUCUUUGGAAUUUACGGUAACAUACUGUACUUUUAAACUAACUUACAGUUAACUGGCUACCAGUAAGUUACCGUAGAAACAACAGCAUUUUUUUUGCAGUGUGUGCAAGGAGCUCAAGAACAGUCUACAGAAAACAUGCAGACGAGGUGGUAGGGAAAUGAUCAGCAAAUUGUACUGUGAGCAGUACAACAUGGACACUGGCGUUGGACAAUAAAGAUCACUUGCCAGUUCUGCAGGCUGACCCUCAGGCAAUUCCACUGCUACGCUGACGAUAACCAGGUUUACAUUAACACCAAACCGGAGACCAUCUCUGCCCAAGCAAAACUCAGCAGCUGCCUAGAGGACAGCAGGGCAUGGAUGAAAGAUAACUUUCUCCAGUUGAACAGUAGCAAGACUGAGGCUUUGCUUAUUCUGACACCCAAACAGUUUACCAGUGCUGCAAACAUCUGCCCUACAAUCACCGGCCAGGCCAUCCACAUGUCCUCUGUCAUCUCCAACCUAGGAGUCAAUUUUGAUCCUUCUCUGGCCUUCGAUGCCCACAAAACAAAUAUGUAAAACACAAUUUUUCCAUCUUACACUGAACAAAAAUAUAAACGCAACGCGCAACAAUUUCAAGACUCUGGUGAGGACAAAGAGCACGCAGAUUAAUUUCCCUGAGUCGGUUUCUGACAGUUUGUGCAGAAAUUCUUUGGUUGUGCAAACCCACAUUUUCAUCAGCUAUCCGGUGGCUGGUCGCCGAUGAUCCUGCAAGUGAAGAAGCCAGGUGUGGAGGUCCUGGGCCGGCGUGGUUACACGUGGUCUGUGGUUGUGAGGCCGGUUGGACGUACUGCCAAAUUUUCUAAAACGACGAUGGUAGAGAAAUGAACAUUCAAUUAUCCGGCAACAGCUCUGGCAGACAUUCCUGCAGUCAGCAUGCCACAAUCUGUGGCAUUGUGUUUUGUGACAAAUCUGCACAUUUUAGAGUGGCCUUUUUAUUGUCCCCAGGACAAGGUGCACCUGUGUAAUGAUCAUGCUGUUUAAUCAGCUUCUUGAUAUGCCACACCUGUCAGGUGGAUGGAUUAUCUUGGCAAAGGAGAAAUGCUCACUAACAGGGAUUAAACAAAUGUAUGCACAACAUUUGAGAGAAAAAACUGUGCGUAUGGACAUUUUUCGGGAUCUUUUAUUUCAGCUCAUGAAACAUGGGACCAACAUGUUGCGUUUAUAUUUUUGUUCAGUGUAAAUACAUUGCCUGGGUCAUACCCUCACUCUCCCAGCCAGAUGCAGAUAAACUCAUCCAUGCCUUCAUCUUCUCUCAGAUCGACUACGACAAUGCGUUGUUUGGGGGCCUCCCAGCUAAAUCGCUACAGAGGCUCCAACUAAUCCAGAACAGUGCUGCCAGGUUUCCUGACCAGGACCAAGAAGUCAGACCCCAUCACCCGAUCCUAGCCCAACUCCACUGGCUACCAGUCAACUACAGGAUUGACUUCAAAAUUCUCAUACUUCGAUUUAAAGCCUUGAAUGGAUUGAGGCGCACCUACAUCAGUGACCUCAUCUCAAUCAGCGAGCCACCUCACACUCUCCGCUUCAGCAACUCCCUGCUGCAUCAAGUCUCCAAGACACGUCUUUGAACUAUGGGGGACCGAGCCUUCUGCUCCCUUGCCCUUCGCCUAUGGAAUGCUCUCCCUGACCAUCUGUGAACCGCUCCGUCACACCAAACUUUUAAAACGGGCCUUAAAACCGACUUCUACAGACUUGCAUAGUCCUAGUCCCAUUAUACAAUUUAUUUAGCACCUAGCCCACUAUUGCUAUUUUACCUCCAUUUAUUUUAAAUGUAAACUCAGCAAAAAAAGAAACGUCCUUUCACUGUCAACUGCGUUUAUUUUCAGCAAACUUAACAUGUGUAAAUAUUUGUAAGAACAUAACAAGAUUCAACAACUGAGACAUAAACUGAACAAGUUCAACAGACAUGUGACUAACAUAAAUGGAAUAAUGUGUCCCUGAACAAAGGGGGGGUCAAAAUCAAAAGUAACAGUCAGUAUCUGGUGUGGCCACCAGCUGCAUUAAGUACUGCAGUGCAUCUCCUCCUCAUGGACUGCACCAGAUUUGCCAGUUCUUGCUGUGAGAUGUUACCCCACUCUUCCACCAAGGCACCUGCAAGUUCCCUGACAUUUCUUGGGGAAUGGCCCUAGCCCUCACCCUCCGAUCCAACAGGUCCCAGAUGUGCUCAAUGGGAUUGAGAUCCGGGCUCUUCGCUGGCCAUGGCAGAACACUGACAUUCCUGUCUUGCAGGAAAUCACGCACAGAACAAGCAGUAUGGCUGGUGGCAUUGUCAUGCUGGAGGGUCAUGUCAGGAUGAGCCUGCAGGAAGGGUACCACAUGAGGGAGGAUGUCUUCCCUGUAACACACAGCGUUGAGAUUGCCUGCAAUGACAACAAGCUCAGUCCGAUGAUGCUGUGACACACUGCCCCAGACCAUGACGGACCCUCCACCUCCAAAUCGAUCCCGCUCCAGAGUACAGGCCUCGGUGUAACGCUCAUUCCUUCGACGAUAAACGCGAAUCCGACCAUCACCUCUGGUGAGACAAAACCGCGACUCGUCAGUGAAGAGCACUUUUUGCCAGUCCUGUCUUGUCCAGCGACGGUGGGUUUGUGCCCAUAGGCGAUGUUGUUACCGGUGAUGUCUGGUGAGGACCUGCCUAACAACAGGCCUACAAGCCCUCAAUCCAGCCUGUCUCAGCCUAUUGCGGACAGUCUGAGCACUGAUGGAGGGAUUGUGCGUUCCUGGUGUAACUCGGGCAGUUGUUGUUGCCAUCCUGUACCUGUCCCGCAGGUGUGAUGUUCGGAUGUACCGAUCCUGUGCAGGUGUUGUUACGCGUGGUCUGCCACUGCGAGGACGAUCAGCUGUCCGUCCUGUCUCCCUGUAGCGCUGUCUUAGGCGUCCCACAGUACGGACAUUGCAAUUUAUUGGCCUAAGGCACGUACACGCAGAUGAGCAGGGACCCUGGGCAUCUUUCUUUUGGUCUUUUUCAGAGUCUGUAGAAAGGCCUCUUUAGUGUCCUAAGUUUUCAUAACUGUGACCUUAAUUGCCUACCGUCUGUAAGCUGUUAGUGUCUUAACGACCGUUCCACAGGUGCAUGUUCAUUAAUUGUGUAUGGUUCAUUGUACAAGCAUGGGAAACAGUGUUUAAACCCUUUACAAUGAAGAUCUGUGAAGUUAUUUGGAUCUUUACUAAUUAUCUUUGAAAGACAGGGUCCUGAAAAGGGGACGUUUCUUUUUUUGCUGAGUUUAUUGUAUAUAAUGUUUUUCUUUUUUCCUCAGUAGAGCUUUGAGUUACUCUAAUGAAAAGCAGUUUUACAAAUUAAAUGUAUUAUUAUUAUGUAAAGUUGAAAACGCAUGCAUGCAAAACUUUUUCCCAUUCAGACAGAAUGUUCAUCAGCUGACUGGCAGCUAGUAUAUUUGCGCCGCCUUCAAUGAGAGGUGAAAUAUGUGUUUAAUGACGUUACAGUAGUGUGGGAAAGCUGGCCAGUGGUGGUCAGUCAUCUAAUCUGUAAUAUCUCUAUCUCUAAUCACGAGUUUUCAUGUGUCCCCCUUUAUUUAUGUAAUCUUGCAUUCACCAUUCAUUCAUGAAUUGCCAGAAGCCUAACAUUAGACACAGUGACAGUCUGGGACGUAGCCUGGAUUCAGAGGCAUGCUUUGUGUUUUAAACAAUAUGAGUCGUUUUUGAAUGAAUGAGAAUAAUAUGUUUUUUUUUCCUAAGAUGCAGCUGGAAGGUAGUUAUAACAUGAACAUUAGAACCCCAAACAAGGGAAGAAUAGUUGUCUUUCAGCUUGACGUCCCUCUCAUUCGUCUCCUAACUAUCCCUCUGUCCCACAGCUACCAUGGCGGAGGAGCGGAGGCCGAAGCAGUGCACUGUGGUUCUGCCCACUGAGUCCAUGAAGGCCAUGGCAGAGUCCAUAGGAGUGGGGCAGCUACAGGAGGAGAGCUGUGCCGCCCUGAGCGAGGAGGUCAGCUACAGAAUAAAGGAGAUCGCCCAGGUAAGAGUAGGAGCAGGGCCGAGUUCAGUAGGGCACACCGUAGCAAAAUGAUUUGCAACGGGAAAAUUAGAAUCUGUUCUUAUUGGAUGACUCACUCUGACAUGUCGCACCUCAGAUCAUAUCAAUACCAAUGAACACACAGGGUAAUUAUGUUGUUAUGAAAUGUGAUUCUUUGGUCAUGUUUUUUGUUUUCCCCCUCCAUUUGUCUUUUAGGACGCGUUGAAGUUCAUGCACCACGGAAAGAGACGUAAACUGACGACCAGCGACAUAGAUCAUGCUCUUAAACUGAAGAAUGUAGAGGUGAGGGGGACUAUACUACACCAUCAUGGAGAAAUUGUUAUUUCUUUUGAGAACUUUUCACAGGACCUCAAUGAAAUAUAUAGGCUAUAUUGAAAUGAACAUUUUAGAUGUUAUUUGCAUAAACAGACUUGGUUGAAAAUGUCAAUAGAGCAAAUACUAAGCUCUCUUCAGAUAAAUGAUUAAAGCCACUGUACAAAUUCGACUUAUUUUGGGUUGCUAGUGUUACAGAAUUUAUUGAUAUCAAUCAAUUGAUGGAAGUCACUACACACGACGUGCACAUUUCAAGUGUCUACACAUAUACAGUGGGGAGAACAAGUAUUUGAUACACUGCCGAUUUUGCAGGUUUUCCUACUUACAAAGCAUGUAGAGGUCUGUAAUUUUUAUCAUAGGUAAAAUUCAACUGUGAGAGACGGAAUCUAAAACAAAACUGCAGAAAAUCACAUUGUAUGAUUUUUCAGUAAUUAAUUUGCAUUUUAUUGCAUGACAUAAGUAUUUGAUACAUCAGAAAAGCAGAACUUAAUAUUUGAUACAGAAACCUUUGUUUGCAAUUACAGAGAUCAUACGUUUCCUGUAGGUCUUGACCAGGUUUGCACACACUGCAGCAGCGAUUUUGGCCCACUCCUCCAUACAGACCUUCUCCAGAUCCUUCAGGUUUCGGGGCUGUCGCUGGGCAAUACAGACUUUCAGCUCCCUCCAAAAUAUGUUCUAUUGGGUUCAGGUCUGGAGACUGGCUAGGCCACUCCAGGACCUUGAGAUGCUUCUUACGGAGCCACUCCUUAGUUGCCCUGGCUGUGUGUUUCGGGUCGUUGUCAUGCUGGAAGACCCAGCCACGACCCAUCUUCAAUGCUCUUACUGAGGGAAGGAGGUUGUUGGCCAAGAUCUCGCGAUACAUGGCCCCAUCCAUCCUCCCCUCAAUAUGGUGCAGUCGUCCUGUCCCCUUUGCAGAAAAGCAUCCCCAAAGAAUGAUGUUUCCACCUCCAUGCUUCACGGUUGGGAUGGUGUUCUUGGGGUUGUACUCAUCCUUCUUCUUCCUCCAAACACGGCGAGUGGAGUUUAGACCAAAAAGCUCUAUUUUUGUCUCAUCAGACCACAUGACCUUCUCCCAUUCCUCCUCUGGAUCAUCCAGAUGGUCAUUGGCAAACUUCAGACGGGCCUGGACAUGUGCUGGCUUGAGCAAGGGGACCUUGCGUGCGCUGCAGGAUUUUAAUCCAUGACGGCGUAGUGUGUUACUAAUGGUUUUCUUUGAGACUGUGGUCCCAGCUCUCUUCAGGUCAUUGACCAGGUCCUGCCGUGUAGUUCUGGGCUGAUCCCUCACCUUCCUCAUGAUCAUUGAUGCCCCACGAGGUGAGAUCUUGCAUGGAGCCCCAGACCGAGGGUGAUUGACCGUCAUCUUGAACUUCUUCCAUUUUCUAAUAAUUGCGCCAACAGUUGUUGCCUUCUCACCAAGCUUUUUGCCUAUUGUCCUGUAGCCCAUCCCAGCCUUGUGCAGGUCUACAAUUUUAUCCCUGAUGUCCUUACACAGCUCUCUGGUCUUGGCCAUUGUGGAGAGGUUGGAGUCUGUUUGAUUGAGUGUGUGGACAGGUGUCUUUUAUACAGGUAACGAGUUCAAACAGGUGCCGUUAAUACAGGUAAUGAGUGGAGAACAGGAGGGCUUCUUAAAGAAAAACUAACAGGUCUGUGAAAGCCGGAAUUCUUACUGGUUGGUAGGUGAUCAAAUACGUAUGUCAUGCAAUAAAAUGCAAAUGAUUUACUUAAAAAUCAUACAAUGUGAUUUUCUGGAUUUUUGUUUUAGAUUCCGUCUCUCACAGUUGAAUUUUACCUAUGAUAAAAAUUACAGACCUCUCUCUACAUGCUUUGUAAGUAGGAAAACCUGCAAAAUCGGCAGUGUAUCAAAUACUUGUUCUCCCCACUGUAUAUAUGCGCCAUUUCAGUUUCAGUUUGUAUCUAUGCAACCAUCACAGUAUUAGUCAUCCCAGUGCUUGGUUUCAGAAGCCUCCUCUCUCUCCUCCACAGCCUCUGUAUGGGUUCCAGUCGCAGGAGUUCAUCCCGUUUCGCUUCGCCAGCGGAGGAGGGAGAGAGCUUCACUUCUACGAGGAGAAAGAGGUGGACCUCAGUGACAUCAUCAACACACCCCUCCCUAGAGUCCCACUUGACGUUUCGCUCAAAGGUAUACUUCUAUUUUGUUUUGUAAAAAUGUUUUAUUGUAUUGAUUUGACAAAAACACAUACCUCCACACAGAAUGAUACUGACGCGUUCAACAAUUUCAGAGGUAUAGGCCUACUUCUAUUGAUGUUCUAUUGAUUGUAUUUUAGUAGAUCCACUUCCAUUGUUGUAGAUUAUGUCCUGUGUUAUCCAUAUGUCAUAUGAUGGUAUUAUCUGUAAACAAGUGUUUGAGUUUGUUGAUUAUACAAGCUCUUGUUGAAUAUCCUCUUGUUUAUUGUUCCUCAGCUCACUGGUUAAGUAUUGAAGGUGUCCAGCCUGCUAUACCAGAGAACCCACCCCCAGGUGAGAUGUCUGUUUGUCUAUGUCCAUCCUUCUCUAGCAUCUACUUCAGAAAAGCAGCAUUCUUUUCUAAACAACCACAUUUCCAUCAUGUGUAUAUUUACACUGUGUAUCUUGCCAUCUCCCUUCUUUCCCAUUCUCUUUCCCUCAGCCCCCAAAGAGCAGCAGAAGGCUGAGUCUACAGAGCCCCUCAAGGUGGUCAAGCCUGGUCAGGAGGAGGAGGGGGGCUCCAUCCAGAAGGGCCAGGGAGCUACAUCUGCAGAGGCUAAAGGUCAGGAGCUUCUUAUGUGUCUGUACGCAAUCUUAAAAUUGUAUGUGAACAAGGAUACCCUUUUCACACAUAUCGUGUCAACACGAACCAUACUGUGCUGGCUCUGAUAUUUUCUUUUCACAUUGUCCUUUCCAGCAUGGUUCAAGCCACUAUGGUGAUGUGUAACUAAGCCAGUGAAGUGCAGCUCGGCUCAGCACGGUAGUGUGAAAAGGAUACUAGGAAAGCGAUUCCUAUUUAAUCAAUGUUUGUGGUCCCUGUGUCCCUCUGGUUUGGUCCCUCCCAGGUAAGAAGGAGGGUCUGAUGAGGAUGAAGCCCCGCAGUACUCACGAGCUCUCAGUGGAACAGCAGCUCUACUACAAGGAGAUCACAGAGGCCUGCGUCGGGUCCUGUGAGGCCAAGAGAGCUGUGAGUCAACCGUGUGUGUGUGUGUGUGUGUGUGUGCGCGCACACGCGCGUGCGAGAGAGUUGUGUGUCUGAGUCAACCAGGUUUUUGGCUAAAAUGUCAUGGUACUGGGUAAAGUUCAUGAUGCUGUUGACCUUAACAAGGGCCCCAGGACCAGUGGAUGCAAAAUAGCCCCAUAACAUCAAAGAUGGGUUUCUUUUUUGCUGAUCACAUUUUUCUCGUCCAAUUGAGCUAUAUUUUCAUGUCAUCCAACAAAUGUAAAUGCCUCGAGUUUGCUAAACGGCAUUGGCACUUAGAUUGGAACCAGUGCUUUGGUCAGAUGACAUGUAUAUAGAGCUCUGUGGCCAAGCACACCAGUGAGUUUGGCGUCGAAAGAAGAAUGUGAUCAGCAAAAAAGAACCCCAUACCUACUGUACAAUAUGGUGGUUGAUCUUUCAUGUUAUAGGGCUAUUUUGCUUACACUGGUCCUGGGGCCUUUGUUAAGGUCAACUGCAUCAUGAACUUUACCCAGUACCAGGAUAUUUUCGCCAAAAACCUGGUUGCCUCUGCCAUGAGGCUGAAACUUGGCCGCAAGUGGAUCUUCCAGCAAGACAAUAACCCCAAGCACACAUCAAUUUCCACAAAGAAAUUAUUAAUUGAACACAAAAUCAACAUUUUGCAAUGGCCAUCUGUCUCCAGACUUGAACCCCAUUGAAAACCUGUGGUUUGAAUUGAAGAGGGCAGUCCAUAAACGCAGACUAAGGAUAUCAAGGAUCUGGAAAGAUUCUGGAUUGAGGAAUGGUCUAAGAUCCCUCCCAAUGUGUUCUCUAAUCUCAUAAAACAUUUGAGAAAAAGGCUCAGUGCCGUUAUCCUCGCAAGGGAAGGGUGCCGGAGUAUUGAAAACAGGGGUGCCAAUAAUUUUGACACCUAUCUUUUUGAGAGAAAAUAAGUUUUACUUGUUAAACAAAAUAUAUUUCUCUGAGCAAUUGUAUUAAUAUAAAAGAAUAUAUAAUUUUCAUUUUAUUUUUUUGCAUACAAUAUAUUAUGAAUAUUCUGUAUGUAUGCAUUUAUGUAUGUAUGGUUUUCUUAUUGUUGCCACAUUAUAAUGACAUCUCUCUGACCCAGUAUGUCUCUCUUGUCUUCUUCAGGAGGCUCUACAGAGUAUUGCUACAGACCCUGGGCUCUACCAGAUGCUCCCCAGAUUCAGCACUUUUAUCUCUGAGGGGGUGAGCUGCUCUUCCUUCCUGUCAAUCUCUAUUCUGCCAGCCCUGCCAUCUACCCUCCAAGAUAGGGUUCUGCUGAUAGCACAUACUCUUUCUCAAUUGUCUAAACAAAUUUUCCCUUUCUUGACCUCAUCUUCUUCAUUGCGCUGAUCUGAAAGAACUGACCAGGUGAAAGCUAGCCUAAUGAUGAGCUUCUACUAUAUUGUUUUCACCUGUCAAAUAUUUUCCAAUCAGUGCAGGUGAAGGAAAGGAGAUGGGGAGAGGACAUAUUGUCAAGCUAUUUAGAUCGAGCCAAAGUGUUUCAAUGCAGCAGGGAUCAUGACCCUGUCACUUUUUUAGCUUGUUCUUCUCUCUUACGACUUCCUCUUCCUUCUCUCCUCCUGUAGGUCCGUGUGAACGUGGUGCAGAACAACCUGGCCCUGCUCAUCUACCUGAUGAGGAUGGUCAAGGCCCUCAUGGACAACCCCACGCUUUACCUAGAGAAAUAUGUAAGAACACAGCUAAAUAUCAUACACAGUAAACUGAAAACUAAAUCGAAACACAUGAACCAGAACUAUGACACAGAUCAAUAUUACAUACAGUAAACUGAAAACCGUAUUAUAAUCAAAUUAUAAUCAACUUUAUUGAUGGAGCAUUUCGAUACAGACGGACCUCGACUCAGUGGUGAUAAUAACACCUGCCCUUUUAUGUGUCUCUUGCUCCUCACCCUGGUUCCCUGGGUCGUGGUCUAGCUGCAUGAGUUGAUCCCAGCGGUGGUGACGUGUAUAGUGAGUAAGCAGCUGUGCUUGCGGCCUGACGUGGACAACCACUGGGCUCUGAGGGACUUCGCUGCCCGUCUCAUGGCCCAGAGCUGUAAGACCUUCAGCACUACCACCAACAACAUCCAGUCACGCAUCACCAAGACCUUCACCAAGGUAUGUGGAGAGUCAUCCGAUUGAUCAACUUUUACUUGGAAGGAAGUGUGUGUGUGUGUUUUUAUAAAAAAUAACAUAGAAUACUGGGAUUGAGACAAUAGACAAUAAGUGUUAUAAUGAGCCAUGAACAUCUCCUUCCCUUCAUCUCUUUCUCUCAGAGCUGGUUGGAUGAGAAGACCCAGUGGACGACACGGUAUGGCUGCAUCGCUGGACUGUCUGAACUAGGACCUGACGUGAGGACUGCCUUUCUGUCUCUCGCACAUUUGAAGAAAUGUUCUCACCCUGGUCUGGAGCUGUGGUAUAAUAGUGUUUGUUCUCUGCCUCUCACCCCCUCCAGGUGAUCAAGACGUUGAUCCUGCCCAGGCUCAAUGUAGAAGGAGCUCGUAUCAAAGCUGUGUCUGAUGGACCCGUGGUCUCCAAUAUCGAUAAGAUAGGAGCAGACCACGUCCAAAGCCUUUUACUGGUGAGGAGCCAAACACAAACUGUUAUUGUUCUACUAUUAUUGUUAACUCAAUUUGUAAUAUUCCAUUUAAGAUGCAUCUUUAAGAUAGAACAUGUUUGUUUUAUACUCAUAUACCUGAUUGUUAAAUCAAAUACGACCACAGACAACAUAUUAUAGAGACCACUACAUACAUUUAAGGCCGGUUUCCCAGACACAGAUUAAGCCUAGUUCUGGACUAAAAAUUCUCCACUGAACAUGCUUUUUAGUCCAAGACUGGCUUCACAUACCCACCUGGGAGAGAGACAUAGAUCCUUGACUAAUAUCCUCUUCUCUCUCAGAAACACUGUGCCAGCGUUAUCGCCAAGACUCGUCCCCUGCCUGACAACAUGGAGCAGUACCGGGCAGACUACGGUUACCUGGGGCCCAUGCUCUGUUCCCACGUGGUUAAGGCCCGGGCCCAGGCAGCACUACAGGCCCAGCAGGUCAACAGAACUACACUCACCAUCACACAGGUAGGGCACCUGGAUGUGUAAAACUAUGUACAGUUGAAGUCGGAUGUACAGUUUACAGACACCUUACAACUAGUUGACAUACACCUUAGCCAAAUACAUUUAAACUCAGUUUUUCACAAUUCCUGACAUUUAAUGCCCUGUCUUAGGUCAGUUAGGAUCACCACUUUAUUUUAAGAAUGUGAAAUGUCAGAAUAAUAGUAGAGAGUGAUUUAUUUCAGCUUUUAUUUAUUUCAUCACAUUCCCAGUGGGUCAGAAGUUUACAUACUAAUUGAGUGUAUUUGGUGGCAUUGCCUUUAAAUUGUUUAACUUGGGUCAAACGUUUUGGUUAGCCUUCCACAAGCUUCCCACAAUAAGUUUGGUGAAUUUUGGCCCAUUUCUCCUGACAGAGCUGGUGAAACUGAGUCAGGUUUGUAGGCCUCCUUGCUCACACACGCUUUUUCAGUUCUUCCCACAAAUUUUCUAUAGGAUUGAGGUCAGGUCUUUGUGAUGGCCACUCCAAUACCUUGACUUUGUUGUCCUUAAGCCAUUUUUCCACAACUUUGGAAGUAUGCUUGGGGGUCAUUGUCCAUUUGGAAGACCAUUUGCGACUAAGCUUUAACGUCCUGACUGAUGUCUUGAGAUGUUGCUUCAAUAUAUCCACAUAAUUUUCCUUCCUCAUGAUGCCAUCUAUUUUGUGAAGUGCACCAGUCCCUCCUUGCAGCAAAGCACCACCACAGCAUGAUGCUUCCACCCUCAUGCUUCACGGUUGGGAUGGUGUUCUUCGGCUUGCAAGCCUUCCCCUUUUUCCUCCAAACAUAACGAUAAAUUAAAUAAAUAAAUAAAUUGGUCAUUUAGCAGACGCUCUUAUCCAGAGCGACUUACAGGAGCAAUUAGGGUUAAGUGCCUUGCUCAAGGGCACAUCGACAGGUUUUUCACCUAGUCGGCUCAGGGAUUAGAACCAGCGACCUUUCGGUUACUGGCACAACGCUCUUAACCACUAAGCUACCUGCCGCCCAACGAUGGUCAUUAUGGCCAAACAGUUCUAUUUUUGUUUCAUCAGACCAGAGGACAUUUCUCCAAAAAGUACGAUCUUUGUCCCCAUGUGCAGUUGCAAACUGUAGUCUGGCUUUUUUAUGUCGGUUUUGGAGCAGUGGCUUCUUCCUUGCUGAGCGGCCAUUCAGGUUAUGUCGAUAUAGGACUUGUUUUACUGUGGAUGUAGAUAAUUUUGUACCUGUUAACUCCAGCAUCUUCACAAGGUCCUUUGCUGUUGUUCUGGGAUUGAUUUGCACUUUUCGCACCAAAGUACGUUCAUCUCUAGGAGACAGAACGCGUCUCCUUCCUGAGCGGUAUGACAGCUGGUCCCAUGGUGUUUAUACUUGCGUACUAUUGUUUGUACAGAUGAACGUGGUACGUUCAGGUGUUUGGAAAUUGCUCCCAAGGAUGAACCAGACUUGUGGAGGUCAAAAAAUAAUAAUCUGAGGUCUUGGCUGAUUUCUUUUGAUUUUCCCAUGAUGUCAAGCAAAGAGGCACUGAGUUUGAAGGUAGGCCUUGAAAUACAUCCACAGGUACACCUCCAAUUGACUCAAAUGAUGUCAAUUAGCCUAUCAGAAGCUUCUAAAGCCAUGACAUCAUUUUCUGGAAUUUUCCAAGCUGUUUAAAGGCACAGUCAACUUAGUGUAAGUAAACUUCUGACCCACUGGAAUUGUGAUACAGUGAAUUAUAAGUGAAAUAAUCUGUCUGUAAACAAUUGUUGGAAAAAGUAGAUGUCCUAACCGACUUGCCAAAACUAUAGUUUGUUAACAAGAAAUGUGUGGAGUGGUUGAAAAACUAGUUUUAAUGACUCCAACCUAAGUGUAUGUAAACCUCCGACUUCAACUGUAUAUAAUAAUAAUAAUAAUAAUAAUAAUAUGCCAUUUAGCAGACGCUUUUAUCCAAAGCGACUUACAGUCGUGCGUGCAUACAUUUUUGUGUAUGGGUGGUCCCGGGGAUCGAACCCACUACCUUGGCGUUACAAGCGCCGUGCUCUACCAGCUGAGCUACAGAGGACCACAUAUAUGAACUGCCUAAGGUUGGAGUCAAUUCCAUUUAAAUUCAGUUCAGGAAGUAAACUUACAUCCAUUUCAAAUUUUCCUCAUUGAAAAACGAUUUACAUUUCUGGUUGCUUCCAGAAUUGAAAUGGGAUUGACCUCAACGCUGAUAUGAACUGACAAUAUUAUAAAGUUUAAUGAUCCAACAUAACGUUACAAAACCCCAUCUGAAGUCAUACUGAAUCUGUCUGUCUGUGUUGCAGCCUCGGCCCACCCUAACGGUGUCUCAGAGCGGGAUAGGAGGGUCGGGGGGGUCCCGUACCCCCAGCAUCAUCAAGGUUCCCAGCUCCCUCACCCUCAUGUCCACCCGACCGGGCACCCCAACACAGCCAUCGCCCCCGGCAACCAAGUACAUCGUCAUGGCAACCAGUGCAGGGGCAUCCUCCACCCAGCAGGUACUGUGAACGGUAGUUUUGCUGUUUUUUAUCUUGAUAUACAAUUUUAUGAAAUAGUAACAAAGACAAAUGUAUUUAAAAUCAUAUAUAGUAUUCACUCUGUCGUCCUAGAUUCAUGUGUGGUCGUAAAUAAACAUUUGAUAUCCUAUACAUUCCCUUUUUUAUAGACCUUCAAGUUUCUCUGAUAAAAACCUCCAUCAAAAGUAAUUAUCUAGAUGCCCUAGUUGAGUGUUGUAAUGUAAUGUAAUAUUCCCCUGUCCUCCAGGUGAUCACCCUGAGUUCCUCCUCGGCCUCCUCAGUGACCAGCACGGUCGCCAGCGCUACCUCCACCCUGCAGCCUCUGGUCAAGCUGGAGUCCAGAGGGGCCGGCGGCCUAGGGGUGUCACGACCCCUCCAGAAGUACAUUGUGGUGUCCCUCCCAUCGUCUGCCUCUUCCUCCCUGGAGAGUAAGAGUGGCAUGCUCCCUCCCUCCUCUUCCUCUCCCAUCUCGCUGGAGGCCGGGAUGAAGAUGGAUCGCUCAGACUCUCCCGGGGCCAGCACACAGUCUCCGCACUGAGAUACUGUGUGCGUCCCAAAUGGCACCAUACUCCCUAUAUAGUGCACUACUUUGGACCAGGGCUCAUUAGGCUCUGUUCAAAAGUAGUCCAGGAUUUAUAGGGCUCUUGUCAAAAGGGGUGCACUAUAUGCUGAAUAGGGUGCUAUUUGCGACGCAAACACUGGCUUGUAAUUGGCGGAGGGUGGUGAGACAGCCCUCUGAUUGGCUGUUUAUGGUGAUAAUGAGAGAUACCUCUACCUCUCUGAUAGGACGGAGAUUAGGUGCCUGAAGAGGGAGGGAGGGAUGACUUGGGUGGAGGGGUGGAAACUAGCUACUUCUGAGUCUGGAGUAGCAGAAGAAUUGUUUCAGAAAACGGGGAUAUUAUGUGAAAAUGAUGGAUAGAGACUAGAUGGGAUGGAGGGAGGAGUGGAUGGAUGGAUGGGUGCAUGCAGUAAAGUGCACAAAUCGCAUCUCUUUCUUGCUCUCUCUCUCUCUUUUGUUAUUGUACAUACAUACACACUCGUCUAAAAGCUGUGUGGGCAUUUAUAAUGGUUCAACCAACGUUCUAACUGAUUUUAUGUUCCUUUUUUACACUAUAAUAAACCUGAUUUUGUAAUGAUUUUAUGGGACUGCUUUGUUUUUUCAUUAGUGGAGGUAGCCUUGGUGCCAGUCAGUUUCUGCUCUCUUGACAGUUCCUUAUGGAAUUGUCUUCCAGACAUGACAUGUUUUUGCUUUACAAUGACAGCAAUGGAGUUGGCAAGAGAGCAAACAGAUCUGGGACCAGCCUAGAGUGGAGGAGGAUGAUAGACAAUAUGCUUAACAGCUGACAAUAGCAAUAAAAGAUAGUAGCCUAAAGACCCACAUUCCUUACAUAAACAUCCUUACAUUCUUAGGAAGCAAUGCAGGUUGUUGUUGCUGACACUAACAUUGAAGAGGUGGGAAAGGAAUUGUGACAAACGUGCCAUAUACAGUGCCCUCUAAAUAUUGGGACGUUGAAGCGUGUUUUCUUCUUUUAACUCUAAACUCCAAAAGUUUGGAUUUAAACUCAAAACAAUGACUAGGAGGUUAAAGUGCCGACUGUCAGCUUUAAUUUGAGGGUAUUUUCAUUCAUAUCAAGUGAACCGUUUAGAAAUUACAGCACUUUUGUACAUAGUCCCCCCAUUUUAGGGGAGCAAAAGUAUUGGGACAAAUUCACUUAUCUGUAUUAAAGGAGUAAAAUAUAAUUGGUCACAUAUUCAUGAAGCUUGUGGCUCUACACAUUUGUUGGAUGCAUUUGCUCUAUGUUUUGGUUGCGUUUCAGAUUAUUUUGUGCCCAACAGAAAUUAAUGGUAAAUAAUGUAUUGUCAUUUUGGAGACACUUUUAUUGUAAAUUAGAAUAUUUACAUUUUACAUAUUUAGCAGACGCUCUUAUCCAGAGCAACUUAAAGUUAGUGAGUGCAUACAUUUUCAUACUGGCCCCCGUGGGAAACGAACCCACAACCCUGGCGUUGCAAGCGCCAUGCUCUACCAACUGAGCUACAGUUACAUUAAUGUGGAUGCUACCAUGAUUACAGAUAAUCCUGAAUAAUGAUGAGUGAGAAAGUUACAGACGCACAAAUAUCAUACUCCCUAGACAUGCUAACCUCUCACCAUUAAAAUAACGGGGUAGGUUAGCAUUUUCUUGGGGGGUAUGAUAUUUGUUAACCGCUAGGCUACCUGCCGCUAGGAUGCUACUCAUCCUGUAAACAAAGAAAGAGCUGUGCCUGCCUUAGCUCUGGUCCUGGGCCCAGUUUCCCAACAGCGAUGGAAUUUAGGCUUACAAGUGUUUUAAACGGUGCAUCUUUCCUACAAUGGUCGAAAAUGUAGCAUGCGUUUCCCAAAACGCCAAGCAGAGAGAAUGGUCGCUAAGUGCGUCGUUGGAGCAAUGCUUAUAGGAUCGAAAGAAAGGCAGUGCUGCUCUCGCAUCAGCUUUCUCCAUUCAAAUCUUUCCUUAACAUUAGAAUUAAUGUCACAAUACUAACGACGGAGAUAUUACCACCUACGGCUGCAAAUAUUGAGGCGGUUUAUUCUUAUGCUUACCCAAUAAAAAUUCACGAAAUCACCCAUAUGGCACAUCAUUGCGCAUGUUAGGUUACACAUAAUUAAAUACAGUUUAUUGAGACAAAUUACAGACAGUAGCCUACAUGUAGCAAAAUGAACAUGAAAUGUAAGCAUAUAGUGUCGUAGUAAAUAUAUAAUGUUAUAGCUUGGUCUGACUAAAAUCUUGUGCAUGACCCAUUUUGUGUUGGGCCUUUGUAUUCAAUACAAUGGACAAAAGAGUCCUAUCUUGUCAGCCUUGUCAGCAGGUGGCUAAGGACAACACCCACGCCAUAGGUCUCUCAGUUCUUCCAACUCACGAGUUCUUGCUCUGAGGACACACACACACACACCCACACACACACACACACACACACACACACACACACACAUCAUCACUGAUAAACACACACACACACACACACACACACACACACAUCAUCACUGAUAACACACACACACACACACACAUCAUCACUGUUAAACACACACACACACACACACACACAUCAUCACUGAUAACACACACACACACACACACACACACACACAUCAUCACUGUUAAACACACACACACACACACACACAAAAAUCCCCUUCUCUUAGGCUGAACAUCUGAAGACAGAGAACCCGACUCAGAGCCAAUGCAACAGUGAUACUAACCUGGAGGGGACCUUGCCCAACUCAUCAGGACCAAUCAGAAGAUCAGAACUACUAGAUUCAACCUACUUCAUUUUAUUGUAUAAAAUGUCAGCACACAAUGUUUCGGGGCUCUCUCAGAUAUCUCCCUACGAGAUUGACGAACGGGUCCGUGCACGCGAUUCCAGAUAUCUUUACCUCUGAAUAAACUGCCUUUAUUAUACCAUAUCCACCCUGUCCAAAGUCUCUACUUGGUCUCAGUUCUCCAGUAAACUUGUUUUAUCAAUAAAAUUGGUAGCAGAGGAUGGUUUUCUAACUCUGAAUUCGGUCCAUAAAAGUUGAUAGAGAAAGGAGACAAGUAAGAGACGGAUCAGAAAGGACGGGUGACCUGUUCGCAGGAGCAGCCGGGAAUCCAGCUCGCCUCAGGAAACUGAUCUAGACGGCCGUCAAUACAAAGGUAAGCAGAACCUGUUAAAACAAAAUCUGCAUAUUGUAUUGUAGGAUAAACCAAAUUAAGAUCAGUAUUACUGAGCGUGAGUAUGGAUUACUGUUAAAUUUAUAACAUAUCUAUUAUGACUCAAAAGGCACAUAUGUAAAGAUAUCUGAAAUCUUAGGCUUUUUACUGUUGAAAUGUGACUCUCUAGAGAGGAGUCUAGUUACAGUGGUUCACAAGAGAAGGACCGACUUUUAUUUUUACUGUUGAAAUGUGACUCUCUAGGUGAGGAGUCUAGUUACAGAGGUUGUGGUUCACAAGAGAAGGACCCUUUUAUUUUUACUGUUGAUAUCUGAAAUCUUAGGUUUUUACUGUUGAAAUGUGACUCUAAGAGAAGAAGUCUAGUUACAAGAGAAGGACCGACUUUUAUUUUCUGUUGAAUUGUGGCUCUCUAGUGAGGAGCCUAUUACAGAAGUUUUGGUUCACAAGAGAUGGACCCUUUUAUUUGAUCCACAAGAGAAGGAUCUGGUGACUUGAUAAAAAGAUUCAGAUAGUCGGGUUGAGUUAAUUCCGUGAGAAUCCAAGUCCAGAAAAGGUUCUCCCGACUAGACGCCAGUUGAAUGGUUAAAACGACUGGGAGUCUUGGUUGUGGAGAAUCAUUAAAAUAAAAUAAAAAUACAAGUUCAGAUAGUCGGGCAAUGGUUGACGUGGCACUCAACUAGAUGUACUGUGAAGAACUCAAACUGAAUUCAUGUGUUGAUGUUGAUAUGUAAUGUAAAAUUUAAAUGUUGAAAUGUUAACCUGAAUGUUGUGUAAGAUUGGCCGUUUCAUGAGACUAACUAGUUGAUAACUUUUAAGAGGACCACCGAGUCUUAUUUGGCCUAUUCUGCAGCCGCUGCGCUGAAAGUUGACUUGUACUUUUUCCCUCUUGUGGUGUUGGUAUUUCCUUAGUUCCUAAAAAUAAAUUGAUAAUUAUUUUGGAAGCGCUCGAGUUUGUUAAUAUAUUGUUCCAAAAGGGCGAUUUUGAUACCUUUUGGGAAAAUAUAUAAUAACUCGAAUACCUGAAAAACAAUAAUAACUUUUGCAAAAUAAUUCCUAGGAUUAAAUUGAUAAUUAUUUUAGGAGCGCUCGAGUUUGUUAAUAUAUUGUUCCAAAAGGGCGAUUCUGAUACCUUUUGGGAAAAUAUAUAAUAACUCGAAUAACUGAAAAACAAUAAUACCUUUUGCAAAAUAAUUCCUAAUAAUAAAUUAUUGAAAAUUCUUUGUGUACGAGGGUGGGGCACCUGAGAUAAGUCGGUGUUGGCACCAAGAAUACAUUGCUGGCCUCGGCCAGUGACGGGCUAAGUACACUAAGAUAGUCGGACCUUACCCGAAAUUCUAUAUACAUAUAUAUAUAUAUACUGAAAUAGCCAUGGCCGUCACUACUAUCCCUGAUAGGUUGUUUCCACAUUUAAAAGGUCCUAUUUUAGAUAGGUUGUGUGGUAGGUGUGUUUUGACGUAUGAGUGGAUAAGAUUUGACCCAUCAUUAGGUGGGGGAGAAUCACCGAAAUUGACCAGAGGUACUAAAUUCUCGGAGAUGCCAGCUAUCUCUGUAAUUUCACAUUUAAAACGUUCCAUUUAAAUGGUUGUGUGAAAGGUGCAGUUAACCUGAGACAAAAAUCUCUAAGGGAUCCAGUUGCUUCUGUGACUUCACAUAAUGAAGUGCCUAAAUAAGGCUGUGUGAAGGGUGGCAGUCGAACUGAGAAUGUGUUCUAGGACGCUUUGAUAGCCUGAAUACAUUAAGCAUUGUAAUUCCAAUUGGCUUUUUGGGUUGUGUGUUUUUAUGUAUUAUAACGCGUUAAUGGGUGAUGGGAAGUUAUAGUGAAACUUAUGAAACUGAAUACCAAUCUGUAGAAUUGAGGGAAUUGACGGAAUUUUCUGCAGCACUCUCUUCUCAGGUGCAGAAGGCCCAAGAGGGGGAGCUGUCGGGAAACACGCCACCACUGAAGGUAAAAGUGGGAGACUGGGUGAGGGUGAAAGUCCACAAAAGAAAGUGGCUGGAACCCAGGUGGACUGGACCGUACGAAGUGAAGGAGGUUACUUCACACUCAGUCCAGGUCAGAGG